AUGAAAGAAGACAAGAGCCAAGAAGAAAGUAUAAAAGAAGCAGUUGCAGUUGAAGAAGAAAAAGCUGAAAAAGAAGCAGUAGUAGUUGAAAAAGAAGGCAAGGAAAAGGAGGAGAUGGGAAGAAAAAAAGAAGCUGAGGGAGAAAAGGAAGUCCAGAAAGAAGCAGCUGUUGAAGGUGUAGGAAAAAAAGAAGGUGAGAAAGAAAAACAAGAUGGGUUCAUGGAUAUCGUUGAUGAAAUCAACAACACCUAUGCUGAUGAGGAGGAAAUUUUUCGAAAAAGACAUUUGAAUUAUUUUAUUGUUAAUGUGUUGAAUGAUCUGUUUGGUAGGAUAUUUGAAACUCUCUUUUAUUUCAUAGAAUGUUUAGCUAAUCUUUCGUAUACUUCUUUCAUAGUCUAUCAUUACCAUGCUGCUCCAUUUUAA
Capsicum annuum is the source of this 423-nucleotide messenger RNA. Its product is annotated as heat shock protein HSP 90-alpha-like. The record is from RefSeq and is a predicted model, not a curated record. The transcript is spliced from 2 exons. The coding region runs from base 1 to 423 and encodes 140 amino acids. NCBI's taxonomy places the organism in Eukaryota, Viridiplantae, Streptophyta, Magnoliopsida, Solanales, Solanaceae.